This is a messenger RNA of Nipponia nippon (crested ibis), 1068 nucleotides long. The record is from RefSeq and is a predicted model, not a curated record. Lineage: Eukaryota; Metazoa; Chordata; Aves; Pelecaniformes; Threskiornithidae.
AUGAGGAAGGAGUUGCAAGCCACCAUUCUGGACUGCAAGGCUGAACUGGCUGGGUCCCUGUGGCUUAAUGUCAAAGACAAUCUCCUGUUACGCAGAAAACAGUGGUGUAACUAUGACGGCUAUGAUGAUGAUGAAGCUGAGUAUUGCAAGUUUUGCCCAACAGUGCACAUAGUCCUCCUCCUGCUCUCCACCAGCAUUGCUUUAAUCAAGUUUAUUACUGACCAAUUUGUGUACUACGAGGUUCUAAUAUUUGUCACGAAAGACUCUCAGCUCACCAGGAAGCUGCCGGAAAACAGAGACUUGCAAAGCCUUCCAUUUAAAGCCGCGGAGAAAUCCCUGCUGAGGGGCUCGUCCCCCGCCUCGGGCACCGACGGGGACUCCCCGGAGCCGCUGCUGAAGGCGGAGGGGGAGCAGAAGGAGCUGGACUCCAAGAGCCCCGACGAGAUCGUCCUGGAGGAGAGCGACUCGGAGGAGGCGAAGAAGGAGGGAAGCUCGGAGGACUGGAAGAAGCGGGAGGAGAGCCCGGAGAAGAAACCCUGCCGCAAGAAGAAGACGCGCACGAAGGAGCUGGACUCCAAGAGCCCCGACGAGAUCGUCCUGGAGGAGAGCGACUCGGAGGAGGCGAAGAAGGAGGGAAGCUCGGAGGACUGGAAGAAGCGGGAGGAGAGCCCGGAGAAGAAACCCUGCCGCAAGAAGAAGACGCGCACGGUCUUCAGCCGCAGCCAGGUCUUCCAGCUGGAGUCCACCUUCGACAUGAAGCGCUACCUGAGCAGCUCGGAGCGGGCCGGCCUGGCCGCCUCCCUGCACCUGACAGAGACCCAGGUGAAAACCUGGUUCCAGAACCGUAGGAACAAGUGGAAACGGCAGCUCUCGGCCGAGCUGGAGGCGGCCAACAUGGCCCACGCCUCGGCGCAGACUCUGGUGGGGAUGCCGCUGGUGUUCAGAGACAAUUCCCUCCUCCGAGUGCCGGUGCCCCGCUCCAUCGCCUUCCCCGCCCCUCUCUACUACCCCGGCAGCAACCUCUCGGCCUUACCGCUCUACAACCUCUACAACAAGAUCGACUACUGA